Messenger RNA from Triplophysa dalaica, 1295 nucleotides. RefSeq lists its product as uncharacterized. The transcript is spliced from 5 exons. The record is from RefSeq and is a predicted model, not a curated record. NCBI's taxonomy places the organism in Eukaryota, Metazoa, Chordata, Actinopteri, Cypriniformes, Nemacheilidae. Bases 199 to 966 code for a protein of 255 amino acids.
CAAAAUCGUCAGUUUGACUGCUUUAAGUUUUAUGAAUACACAACAGUUUGUACAGUAACAGCCUUGUUAGAAUCGUUCAACUUGAUGUGUGUUUGACAGAAGAAUAAGAUCAUUAUUAUUUUGUUGUAUUUUUUUCAGGGCAAGUGUUUUUAAGAAAAAUAUUGAGUCCUAUUUAUGUCAGGUUAUACACAAUAAAACAUGGGCUUUCACUCUGCAUUCAUUUCACUGAUUCUGCUGAUGAACGUUGAAGACAUUCUAACAUCGGAGCCCAUACAUGUGAUCUGCGAAACCAAGAACAUUUGUGCCGUGAGUGAGACCGAUGUGAAACUGAUGUGCUCUUACACAAACAUCAGCAUUAAAAUGGGGUUCUGGUUCAGCCAGAAACAGAGUCAAAAAUGGAGAGAAAAGAAUGAACCUGAAGAUUUGACUUUAGAUUCAGACUACUUAGGACGAGUGAAGCAGAGGAUCACUACACGUCAAUCAGAUCUCACAAUAAGAGAUGUCAGUGAGGGAGACUCUGGAGAAUAUCAGCUCAUGUUUAUUAUGAAUGAUGGAACUAAACAAAUCAGCUUAGUCACAGUCAAUCUAACAGUCACAGAUAACGACAGGAAAGAUGAUGUUGAAAGUUCAGAAAAGAGGAUGAGAACACAGAUCACUAUAGCGAUGCUGUCUAUGUUACUGAUUCUUGCUGUCAUAGGAGUCCUGACGUACAGAUUCCUGAGGAGGAGAAAACGUAAUUCAUCUCAACGUGACAACACCGAGGUUCAGCCUCGGCCGACUACUUCGGGUAAUGCUGCACCUCAGUCCACAGUGUCUGACUUCACACAUCAGCCUGACUCAGAGGAGCAAAACCUUCAUUAUUCAAGUGUUAGUUUCAAGCAGUCUAACAAGAGCACAUCCUCUGCCCAUACUGUUGUAUAUUCAUCAGCGGAAGAUGUUCACUAUGCCACUGUGAAGGUAAAAUGAACGUAGAAUAAAGUCCUUGUUUUGGGGGACUUUCAACAGGCAACUGCAACUAUUACAUCAGUUGCUGUAUUUUCCUUUUUCAAAUAGGAGAAGUUUGUAGUGUAUGUAGCUUGAUUUAUGGUCUGGCAUAUGAUUAAAAAUGCUUUUGAUCAAAACAAUGUAAAUGGUCAUGUUUGCUCUUUGUAAAAUGAGAUAUGAUGCAUGAGUUGUGAAAAGUUAGAUUUUUCUUAUAAACAGAAAAAGGAACAGUAAUUAUAUAUCAAAAUGUUUAUGACACACUGCCAAUUUCCCAACACAGUCUCACAGCAUAAAAUGUAACUAUUUUAUAA